This is a messenger RNA of Drosophila biarmipes, 621 nucleotides long. Its product is annotated as mpv17-like protein. The transcript has 4 exons. The record is from RefSeq and is a predicted model, not a curated record. Bases 1 to 561 code for a protein of 186 amino acids. NCBI's taxonomy places the organism in Eukaryota, Metazoa, Arthropoda, Insecta, Diptera, Drosophilidae. Gene Ontology annotation, cellular component: membrane; cytoplasm.
AUGGCGGCCCCACUGCUUUGGCAGAACUUCAAGGUGCUCAUCGCCCGCUACCCGAUAAUGCGCGGCAUGAUAUCGUACAGCCUGAUCUGGCCCACGGGCAGCCUUAUCCAGCAGACGGUGGAGGGAAGACGCUGGGGCACCUACGACUGGUGGCGCGUUCUCCGGUUCAGCAUGUACGGUGGCCUCUUUGUGGCUCCCACGCUCUACGGCUGGGUGAAGAUCUCCAGCGCUAUGUGGCCGCAAACGUCGCUAAAGACAGGCGUCAUCAAGGCGGCGGUGGAGACGAUCUCCUACACCCCCGGCGCGAUGACCUGCUUCUACUUCAUCAUGAGUCUGCUGGAGUCCAAGACGGUGGAGGAGGCGGUGGCCGAGGUGGGCAAGAAGUUCCUGCCGACGUACAAGGUGGCUCUAUCCGUAUGGCCCCUGGUGGCCACCAUCAACUUCACCCUGAUCCCCGAGCGCAACCGGGUGCCCUUCAUCAGUGCCUGCAGCCUGUGCUGGACCUGCUUCCUGGCCUACAUGAAGCACCUGGAGCACCACGAAGUGGAUACUGCUAUUUAGUGGACGUAUUUCUCAUAAUUUUAGUAGUUUAAAUAAAUUAAAGUUAAUUGGAAACAUUGA